Molecule: messenger RNA, 2160 nt
Organism: Drosophila obscura
Lineage: Eukaryota; Metazoa; Arthropoda; Insecta; Diptera; Drosophilidae
Gene: Polr1C
Product: DNA-directed RNA polymerases I and III subunit RPAC1
Exons: 2
Coding region: 1082-2083 (333 amino acids)
Biological process (GO): DNA-templated transcription
Cellular component (GO): RNA polymerase III complex; RNA polymerase I complex
Molecular function (GO): protein dimerization activity
Source: RefSeq, a predicted model, not a curated record
AAACAACAAAAUUAACAUUUUAAAUUUGCAAGGUGUUGCCUAACCUAGGUGAACCAUCCCUUUUUGUUUAGCGAAUUCCAUUUGGCAAUAUUGACCAGAAUCGAGGCCACACACUGCUCCUUAUCCCUGUUCUGGCCGUAGUAAUCGACAAACUCUCCGUCCGGGUUGACUAGAUACAUGAUAAUGGUGUGGUCUACAAUAUAGUCGUUAUCCUCGUCGCGUGGACCGGCACUGAAGUAAACGCGGAAGGCCUUGCACACAUUUCGGAUCUGGUCCACAGUUCCGGUUAGUCCCAACAGCUUUGGUGAAAACUCCUUGACAUAUUUUCCGACCACUUCCUUGGAGUCACGUUCUGGAUCCACUGUGAUGAAAAUGGGCUGCACUGCCGGCGUCUGUGGAGACUUUUCUGAAAUGCCACAAACAGGAUGAUUCACAUUCAGCGUGUUUUAAUUUUGUCUUUCUACCCACCGACUUCAUCGACGACAGCCGCCAUCUUCUCCAGUUCAUCGGGACAAAUGUCUGGACAAUUGGUGAAGCCAAAAUAUAUAAGCAGCCAUUUUCCCAGAAAUUCCUCAGAUUUCCGCACUUCUCCUUGGGAGUCGACCAGGUCCCAUCGUCCGCCGAUAGCUGCCUUGCCGAGCUGCCUCUUACGCUCCAACAUGCGUGCCUCAUCCUUCUCGCUCUUCACAUAGAGCAUAAAUCCCAGUCCGCCGGCGCCCAGAACUCCAACCACAGCCAAGCCUUUCCACGAUAUCGGCCCCUUUCCCUUAACGGGAUCUGGGGCCGCAGCCAAAUUACGUUGCGGCCGGAGGACUGGCUGGUGGGCCAAGCGUCUGCAGCUGCCCAGCAGACGUUGCAAGGAGCGUGACAUCUUAUCUGGCUAUUUCAGGAAUUUUCAACUUUUACGUAAAUCGGCUGGAGAAUAAAAUCUCGCCGGUCCGCUUCUUAUUCUUAUUAAACUGACAUUCUCAAGGGAAUCGCAGCUGUUUGUAAAUUGGUGCUGCCAACCUGGGGCAAUCUUGGCAUUAUUUUCGACUCACAACACGUGCAGGAACGGAACUAAAUAAUAUUAUUAGCUAAAAUGUCCAGUCCCAAGAGAAAUGAGCCGUUGCUGUACAUGGAGGAGCAUAGAGUCAAAGAGGAUCCGCAGGACUAUGGACUGGCCGACGAUGUGUUUAACAUGGAAAUCUUUAAAAAGAAACUGCAAGUGGCAAUCAUCCGAAACGAUGAGGACGGCUUGGAGUUUGACAUGAUGGGCGUGUAUCCGGCCAUAGCCAACGCCUUUCGCCGCUUAAUGCUCAGCGAGGUGCCCAGCAUGGCCAUAGAGAAGGUUUACAUCUAUAACAACACCUCCAUUAUACAAGACGAAGUGCUGGCGCAUCGUAUGGGACUUCUGCCCUUGAAGGCCGACCCCCGGCUAUUUGCCUAUCGCACUGAAGAGAGCAGCGAGGCUGGAACCGAGCAGGAUACUCUAGAGUACGAGCUCAAAGUCAAGUGUACCCGCCGCAAAGAUGCCAGCAAAGAUCAGUCGAAUUUCGAUGACAUCUACAAAAACCACAAGGUCUAUUCGGGUCAUUUAAAAUGGCUGCCCAAGGGGAAGCAGGCACAAAUUUACAGCGAGAGCAUGGUCAAUUGCAUCCACGAGGACAUACUCAUCGCUCAACUGCGACCAGGACACGAGCUGGACUUGCGUUUGGUAGCUGUCAAGGGACUGGGCAAAGAUCAUGCCAAGUUCUCGCCGGUGGCAACCGCCUAUUAUCGCCUAUUGCCACAGAUCAAGCUGAAUCGCGAGGUUUUUGGCAAGGAUGCAUACUUGCUGCAGAGCUGCUUCUCGCCCGGUGUAAUUGGAAUCGAUGAGAAUGAGUGUGCCUAUGUGAAAGACGCCCGCUAUGAUAGCUGCAGUCGCAACGUCUACCGCUAUCCCCAGCUUGCGGACUCUGUGAGCCUGGGGCGUGUGAGAGAUCAUUAUAUAUUCACUGUCGAGUCUGUAGGAUCUCUGAAACCAGACGUGAUCUUCCUGGAAGCUGUCAAAGUUCUCAAAAAGAAAUGCCGCGCUUUUAUAGACGAAAUAGAAGCGGAAUAGUUUUAUUAUUUAGGCAUUCCAGUGUUAAUUAUUCUACGUACAUAAGAAACAACGAUAUAAACAUAUGUAAUCUUAAG